Ruditapes philippinarum (Manila clam) is the source of this 2651-nucleotide messenger RNA. RefSeq lists its product as uncharacterized. Gene Ontology annotation, biological process: positive regulation of DNA-templated transcription. Gene Ontology annotation, cellular component: nucleoplasm; chromatin. The transcript is spliced from 2 exons. Gene Ontology annotation, molecular function: ubiquitin-protein transferase activity; zinc ion binding. NCBI's taxonomy places the organism in Eukaryota, Metazoa, Mollusca, Bivalvia, Venerida, Veneridae. The coding region runs from base 181 to 1902 and encodes 573 amino acids. The record is from RefSeq and is a predicted model, not a curated record.
GCGGAUUCUUCCCUUACACAAAUAAGCAUAAUUUCUCAACAGUUGGACUGCUAUGACUAUAUUCUUAACUCCUCCGGGAAUGUGUUAACCUUUCAUAAAACUUGGUAAAAAUAUAUGGUAUUUCCGCUGAUCCGGAUAUAACAAAUAUAUGAGGAGGAGGAAACAGGUCAAUCACAGGAAAUGGCCGUAUCAGGGCGUAAACAAAGCGAUCUACUAGGAUCAGUAGCAGCAGGAUCAGCAGAAGACUUUAAUCACUGUUGUGAGCCAUGUCUUACCACAGGGCAACAUAUAGAAGCUCAUGGCUUUUGUGUUACUUGUCAAGAAUACCUCUGUAAAACUUGCCACGAUGUCCACAGAAAAACAAAAGUCUUACGAAAUCAUCAAAUUUUGCAGCGUAAUGAUUUUGAUAAGAUUCAAACUACAAGAAAAUCAAACAAUGAAUGCACUGAAUUGUGCCAAGUUCACAAAAAAGAAAUAAUCAAAUUUUAUUGCCCAUCACACCAUGCACUCGGAUGCAAUGAUUGCAUAACUUUAGGCCAUAGAACAUGUAAAAUUGAUUACAUACCUGAAAAAUGCGAAGGUGUUGCAGAUGGGAAGGAGUUCGAUGACGUCAUGCAGAAACUCGGCGAAAAAUUAAAAGAAGCAUCAGAAAUUUCGAAUAAGGCUAAAGGCAGUAGAAUCAACAUUAAUGAUUACAAUGAACAAAUCAUCAAGGCUAUCACUGAAUUCCGAAAAGAAAUAAACGACCACCUAGAUCUGAUGCAAAAGGAUGCUUUAAAUAAUGCUGAGGAAAUAAAGUCCAACAACAACAAAAUUAUUCAUCACGUCCUUGAUAGAUGUGAAAAUAUGAUUUCCGGAAUAAAAUGCUUGCUAUCAAGUCUUCAUGCAAGCAAAUCAACUCAUCAAGACGGUCAACUCUACAUUGGCAUGAAGCGGGCAGAAUCUGCACUAAAAUCAGAUGAAUUACAUGAAGUAAAAGAUACAUUAAUGCAUACCAAUAUGCGCUACUCAUUUCAACGAAAUGCUGAACUCGAAACAUUGUUCUGUAAGAAAAUGGUCUUUGGUGAGAUUGUCGAUCAUUCUCGUCAUGAAUCUACCAAAGUGACAAAAGCUCUUGAUAGUCUGAUUGGGAAAGGAGUUAUCAAUAUCAAAACUUCAUCAGAUACGGAGGUAUGUGGUAUCACAGGAUGUGCAGUUCUCAACACAAAUAAACUAGUUCUAGCUGAUUGGGACAACCAGAAGGUAAAAUUGGUUUGUAUAGAGAACAAACUUGUACAAGAAGAGAAAGCUCUAGACUCAUCGCCAUUUGGUAUUGCUGUAAUGUCUCAGGAUCAGUUCGCUGUAACAAUGCCGGACAACAAUGAAAUAGUUGUCAUGACAACAGACGACAAACUAUUAUGUGUCCGCAGUAUUGAAGUGGAUAGGAAGUGCUUUUGCAUAGACUAUAAUCAGGAUCGUCUUUAUGUUGCUUGUUUGGCUCCUUCCAGUGUGAUUGUACUGAAUAUGCAAGGUGAUAUCGUGAAUACCAUCCCUCUGAACUUUCUUUCACCUCGCUAUGCCCCGCAUAUUGCUGUGUGUAAGGAUUCCAAACUUUUGUAUAUCAGUGACAUUGGUAACGACAGUGUAGUGAGUAUAUCAUUACAAGGGGAAGUUACAGCUACAUAUAAGCAUAUAUAUCUUAGAGGACCACGAGGAAUGUUGGUGUUAGAUGACGGGUCAUUACUUGUCUGCAGUUAUAAAAAUGGAACAAUUCAUAAAGUCAAAGGAGACUUGAAGCAUUGGAAGAUAAUGUAUAAAGGUGAAGAUGGAGACCGUCUAAAAUCAAUAUGCCACAGUUUACGCUAUGCUGAGAUCUAUGUUGGUUGCAUUGGAGACCGAUUGAAAGUUUUUAACACACAAUGACCACAGUAUUCAGUUUUCAUUGAUUUGAAAACGGAAGAGUGCAUAAAAUCAUGUGGUUAUUGUUCUUUAUUAUAGAAAAUAUACAAUUAUAAAAGAACUUACAUGACUUUAAAAUAUUUAUUCCAUUAUUACAUUUAAACUUGUAAAUUAUGACUCAUAUCUUGAACAAACUUUUUCACAUUGAUUUCAAUGCACUGUUCUAUAAAUGAUUUUAGGUUUAACAUGUUUAUGUAAACAUGUGCCUUAAAAAUAGGAGUUUACGCUUCAUAUUUUAUUUGUGUGUUCUGUGCACAAUGAGCCUAUUUAGGAACUCUGACUAUAGUGUGAUUGUAUAAAUUAGAAUUUAUUCUCUGAACUAAUGGACUUAUUUGAUUAUUUUAUUAGCUUAAAGUUGGUUGUUGGAAUGUGAAUGGUUGGAAUAUUAAUGGCUGCUCAGAAAAUUUUAUUUUUAGAGCAAACAGUAUUGAUAAAUUAAAAUUUGAUAUUAUUGUUAUUCCUGAAACACACCUCACAGGUGAUAGAAAUAUUGAAUUAUCUGAUUAUCUUUUUUUUUGGUCAUAAUAGAAAAACUAUUCAUUCAAAUGCACGAAGUGGUUCUGGUGGAGUCUGCAUUUUUGUAAAAAAUUCACUGAUAGAGCUUUUUUAUGUUUAAAUUUUAGAUAAAAGUUAUGAGGGAAUUUUAUGGUUGAGUUUUAAAUCAAAAUAUAAUGAUAAAAUGUUUAAUAUUUGUGGUUGCUAUUUGCCGCCUA